AAACAGGCGAAGGUGCAAGAUCAAAUAGCUAUGCCAACUCAAAUUAAUCAGCGCGAAGAAACACCAAAACGUGAUUCUGUAACGAAUGAUAUCACAGAUCGCAAUCAAGAAGCGCGAUUCGGGUUUACUAAUAUCGGGAGUACAGGAAGCGGCUAUGGCAUGUCACCUUACGCACCAGCGAAAAUAGACCUUGGCGGACUUCUGUUGGGUGCCAUCAUAGGUGUAGGAUCAAUCCUUAUCAUACCAAAAUUACUCUAUAUCCUGUCUGGUACUUAUGGCGCUUAUGCGAGAAGUAAGUUUAAUAUUUAUAAAUGA
Messenger RNA from Odontomachus brunneus, 315 nucleotides. RefSeq lists its product as uncharacterized. The annotation marks the transcript as partial. The transcript is spliced from 2 exons. The record is from RefSeq and is a predicted model, not a curated record. Lineage: Eukaryota; Metazoa; Arthropoda; Insecta; Hymenoptera; Formicidae.